Owenia fusiformis is the source of this 2739-nucleotide messenger RNA. Lineage: Eukaryota; Metazoa; Annelida; Polychaeta; Sabellida; Oweniidae. The record is from the annotation of a GenBank genome assembly.
CCAUAUGUCAACAUACAUUAUGCAGAAAACUUGUUGAUCAAAAUAUGAGAAAAUCGCCCAGAAGAGACGUCAAAUGUUGGAAUUUUAGUAGCUAGUGAUAUACCUGGAUACCUAAAGAUAUGGGAAAGCGAAAGAAUGGCGAGGAAACGGCAGAGGGAGACCAAACAAUCCCUCUCCCAAUCCAGACAUUCCUAUGGAGGCAGUCGAGUGCUUUUAUUCGACCAAAGCUAGGAAAGAUGACUGAAGCUUCAUGCAUGUCAUUUGAGAGGGUCCUUGUACAGAACAUCCACCAUGGGCUAUCCCCAAGUCUUUGUGAAGCCAUACAGAGUAUUUCACGCUGGAAAUUAAUCCAAGGAGCCUUCCCCCAUGUCAUGCAUUGCUGCGGGUCCCUUUUACAUGCUAGGAAACAAUCUGAUCCCCAUGGUAAAUUUACCACUGCCCAGACAAAGUUGCUAUACACCCUACAUUGGAUUCUCUUAGACUCAGCAUCAGAAUGUGAAGAUUCAGAUGCUGAGAAACCUACCAAUAACAAUAAAGCUCCGUUAUCUUACAUGCAUAGCAUAGACACAGUCCAGCUAUUUGUCUAUCUAUUUGCUCCCCUUGUCUCCAGUCUCCGUGAAUCAGAUUUUCAGAGUUUGAAACUUGAGAGUGGAUUAAGGCUGUGGCAGGCAAUAUGGGAGUUCCGCCAACCAGAUAUACUGUGUUUUUCAACCCCUGUGAAGCCCAAAAGAACUCUUUUGAAAGCACAGAGACAAACAGUAAAAAUUGACAACACAAAUGCUGCCAACAUUUUUAUGGGACAGAACGGAGGUGCAGAUGAUGGUGGCAUAUUUUUAGGAUUUGAUAGCCCAGAAUUAGCUGCAGAGACUCAUUCUCCAACUGAGGUCUCGCCAUCUCAUUCAGUCAAUCACAUGGCUCCGAUUGCACGCAUGAGUGAUAUCUGCGACUCAUCAUCUAUAUCCGACUCAAGGUCAAUUAUGGAGGUGAUAUGUGAGAUCUGCAAUGGGAUACUGCAUAGCAAGCAAGGUGAGCCUGUGAAUUGUAUUUGUAAAACCCCCAGGAAUAGCGUUGUCUCAUUCUCAGACCCGACACCCACACAGAAAAGUCAAACAACAGGUGAACUACCGAAUGUAGGAACAGUUCCAGAUGCAAAUGAACCAGUUGAUAAGGAUUACAUCCAACAAAGCUUAAGAGAUGCAUCAAGGGGGGCCAUACAACAAGAUGUCUUAAUGGCAAGUUACUUUGACGUAGCUGUGCUGAGAUGUUUAUUCUGUUCAAAUUGGUGUGAAGAUGGAGUCUACUGGGCCUUGAGGUAUAUCCACAAUCGACUCCUUGAUAUUUGUGAUGAGAUAAAACAUAGUGAUCAGACCAGAGAACGGAGCAAAUCAUUACCAAUUCCUGAUAUUAAAGUGUCUGUUUAUGCGUCACCUCAGCUCCAAAGGCAGACUAGCAGAAGUGCCAACUUCAGUAUAGCUGGUAGAAUUGAACCUGCACCAAAGAAAUUCAAAGUAUCAGAACUCAAGAGUUUCUUUGAACCAAGAAUUCCCCAUGUUAGGAAGCUUGAUGAGAAUUCACCAGUCCCACCUGUGAAACUUGUUUCACCAGCGACAGACAACCCAAACAUAGAUGUCACUGCUGUAGAUUCUGAUUCAAGGUCAAAUUCUCCACUUGGCAAGGUCAAUGAGGAAGAAAAUGAAUUAUCAAGCAGUACAAUGUCAGAUUCAAUGACAGAUUUAGUGCGUCAACAAAGCAUGCCGACACUUGUUUCAACAAGUGAUAAUGUUAACCUUCCAGUACGCAACUCCUCAUCCCCAAAUAUUCUUCGUCACAAAAUAGACCAAAAUAUGACCUUGAAGCCUGAGCUCCUGAAUAGACCAAUCAUAACAAUAACACAAGACACACCAAGCUCUCCAACAGUCUCUGAAUGGUCAAAAACAGAAAAUGGAAAACGAGGCGACACCCCAGGGGGCACACUGACCAGGUCAUUGACUGAUUCAAAUAUCAGCUACAAGAAAGAGCCCGAAGUGACUGAAGUAUCUGGAUCUGUGCAUUACAUACAACAGAAUGGACAGCUGAAUUAUAAGGUUAUUCUCAAGUCUCUCCAUGCAGUCUCUAGUGGAGAGUUGAGUGCCAGGGUCUGUGCAGUUGUACUCAACAUACUCAACUGCCUCAUGGACUUGGAGGUCAUCGAGAAAAAGGAGAAGAAAGCCAAGAAGGCUGGAUCUAAGGAAGAGAAACAAGAAGAAUUGUUGAAGAAGCCAAGGAAGAAAACUAAUGAGAUGGGACCACAUAAUCUCGCUAUGGAUACCCUUAUAAGGGUAUUCAAGUCUAUAGGGUGUCCACAUGGUUGUGGGGAUGGAUACAGAGGUGCAUCAGGUGAACACUUAAGAUCCCAGGGCCAGGAUUGCCUCAGUCGACUCCAACGCUUAAAUCCUGUGGAGUUCCGCAGAUACAUGCAGGACGUUGUACAGAGACAGCCGUUACAGGACAUUAUUGAUUUCUUGCAUGCAUUUCUUGGCUUUUGCGUUGAUCCAUCCACUUCGGUAUAUUCACCCCAAGUUCAAAAGCGUACCCUUUCCCAAGAGGGAAUGGUCAUCAGGAGUGGAUAUGCGACAAACUUUGGACAGAGCAUCGGUGGUGUUGGAAUGCGAGGUGUAGAAGGGGUCUUAAUUGCCAACAUAUUGAAAAGUCUUGUGACAAGAUUUAUGGAUUCUUAUAAUGAACUGCACAGUCACGAGA